AUGUCGAAAUUGUCAAAGAGCACUUGCUUUGUUGGAGUGGAUGUUGGGACUGGCAGUGUCCGAGCUGGUGUCUUUGACGACGCUGGGCAUUUGCUCGGAAGUUCAAGCAGCAGCAUUUCCAUUCGUCAACCAGAACCAGGGCAUUUUGAACAGAGUUCUGAGGAGAUUUGGAGGGCGUGUUGCACUUCAGUUCGCCAAGCUUUGCGCCAAUCAUCAAGGAGUUCAGAGGAUGUCGCAGGCAUUGCAUUUGAUGCGACUUGUUCGUUGGUAAUUCAGGGCAAUGUGCCAUUGUCGGUGGGACAUGAUCUUCCGGACGAUGUCCCUUGCAGAUCUGGAGCUGGUUAUGAUAUAAUCAUGUGGUGCGACCAUCGAGCAACUCAAGAAGCAAGUAUGAUAAACGAGUCCAAGCACAGAUUGUUGGACUUCGUGGGUGGGAAAGUUUUUCCAGAAAUGGAGUUGCCCAAGCUGGCAUGGCUGAAAAAAUAUAGGCCGGACACUUAUGCCGCGGCCACUCAUUUUUAUGACCUCGCAGAUUACUUGUUGCAUAGAGCUUCUGACUUUGGUGGAGAGACUGCAGCUGGCAUCCGCAGCCAGUGCACCGUGGUUUGCAAGUGGAACUUUGAUGCGGAGAAGAGAGAUUGGGCUCCAGACUUCUUUGAGAUGUCAGGCUUGGGAGAUUUGCAGACCAGCAAGAUUGGCAAGGGUAGUGAUGUGAAAGGCCUUGGCAGUGCGGUCAGCCUCGGCCAGAAGGCGGCGGCUGAUCUCGGACUGUCAAAGUCAACGACUUUGGGAGUUGGAGCCAUUGAUGCUCAUGCGGGCGGCCUUGGCUGUUUGGGUGCAGCACCUGCAGAUUCCUGGCCGCCACUGGAAGCACGCAUGGCCUUGAUUGCAGGCACCUCUGCUUGUCACAUGACUUCAAGCAGCAAGGCUUUUCUGAUCCCAGGUGUUUGGGGACCCUUCGACUCUGCCAUGGUGCCAGGGCUUUUUCUGCAUGAGGCAGGGCAAAGUGCCGCCGGGGCUGCAUUGGAUUAUGUCAUGGAAACACAUCCAUCUUUUCCAGCGUUAGAGAAAAAGGCCAGUGCCGCUGGAGCAAAGCCUGUAGAUUUUCUUUGCGAACACAUUCUGGCAUUGGCAAAACAGCGCAAUACAAGUCAGGUGUCAUUUCUGACGCGUGGCAUAUUUGUUGGUCCAGACUUGAAUGGCAAUAGAUCUCCAUUGGCAGAUCCUUCAUUGCGAGGCAGCAUCAUAGGUUUGGGCCCUGCAGGAGAUAACAUGAGAGCUACUUCCAUCGAUGCACUUGCAGUUCUUUAUUUGGCCAUGGUGCAAGCGCUUUCGUACUCAACACGAGCAAUCGUGGAUACCAUCAAUUCAUCUAGGGCAAGGGAAGGUAUUACAGCCAUUCACGCAGUUCAUGUUUGUGGUGGGCUCGCCCAAAACAGUCUCUACCUUCAAGAGCAUUGUGAUGUUCUUGGUUUGCCUUUUUGUUGCACUGACAACCCUGGUGCCGAUGUCAUUCGUGGUAGUGCCAUGUUAGCAGCAACUGCAUCUGGUGAAUUUCAAUCUGUGUACGAAGCCAUGCGAGGAAUGUCUCAAACAGGGAAGCUAUUGGAACCGACAAGUGACAUAACUUUGAAAGAAUACCACAAGGCUCGAUAUGAGAUAUUUCUACGCAUGCAAAGAGAGCAGCAGGAAUACAAUUCUAUCGAAUCUCAGGUGUUCGAAGCUCAUGCCAAAAGGAUCAAAAGGCCCAGAGAGGAGUUGAAGCCUCAUCUUCCUCCAGAAGCCAAGACAGAAGAUUUCGAGGAUUUCCUCGCUUGGCUUGACCAGGAGAAUAAGGCAUCUCCAAUUCCAAGGCCCAAAGAUCCAAGACUCAGCCAAACUGUUGCUGGGGUGGCCUUCAAGGAAACAGAGAUGGUGAGACUGUGCGCUCUUGAGAAGAGGCCGGAGCUAAACGGCUGCAAAGCUGAAGUGUUGCGGGUCAACGAUCCUUCCCAGCCUGGGAGAAUCGUCGUGAAGCUGGAGUCUGGAAGCCAGCUGGCAAUUCGCCCCGAGAAUUUGCAGCAAAUUGUUGCAGCGAGUCCGGAUCUUCGUCCGAAGUCUCCCAAGUCCCCAAAGUUAUCGGAAAAGCCUGCAGAGCCAGCCAACAAAGCUGCAGGUCCCGAUCCUGCCAAGAGCAGCGUCUUUGGGGCGGCGUUUGCCAAGCUGAAAGCAAAGGCCGAGGCAGAAGCGCGAGGCGAACUGCCGGAAAGGAAGAAACCUCGUGAAAAGGAGGAUUUGGACAAGCGAGGUGGUAUUGGAAGCAGCUUACCUGCGGGACAAGCCAGGCGUGAACUUGUAAUGGGAUCAUCAACGACGCCAACACAGAGCAAGGAUAGCAAGGAGGUCCAAGAGGAAGACGAGCCUGCAAAGAAACGUGAUCCCAUCACUUUCGUGGCGGCAGAGGGCAGGCACGAGCCUCCAAGCCGCAAGGUGACUGUCAUUGACCCAAGACGGCCCAAAAGACAGUUGGAAGAGGAAUCGGAUGACGAGGAUGUUGGGAUUCCAGGCGUGGUACGACCUCAGUGUCCCCCUGGGACGAAGGAGAAUGGUGGACCUCCAAGACAGCCUACAUCGCCGCCACAGAAGGCAGCCAAGGCCACUCCAGAGCCUGUGUGCCAAAUGCCAGCUGCUCCACCUAGAGGUUUAGCAAAGACGGUGCCCACUUCACCAGUGCCGAGCAAGACCUUCGCCUCUCCUUUGCGACGCCCAAACAUGCCUUUGCAGAACAUGACGCUUGUUGUUUCGGAUGGCGCAAGAGAGGCAGACAAGGCUGUCUAUGACAGAAGGAUGACAGAAAUUGUGUUGACCUUGUUGUUUGGGUUUGGAGAUGCUGUUUUGAAGGCCCAGAAGGAAUUGGCGGAGAAGAAGCGGGCAAUGGAGGAUGGCAAGAGGCCAAUUUACUUUUCUUCUUAA
Molecule: messenger RNA, 2952 nt
Organism: Cladocopium goreaui
Lineage: Eukaryota; Dinophyceae; Suessiales; Symbiodiniaceae
Source: the annotation of a GenBank genome assembly